AAUCACUCAAUUAUUACCUAUGGCUAAAGCAACUCUCAUCCUUUUCCUACUUUUGUCCCACAUUUCAGUGGGGACAUUGGUGUUAGCAAAUGAACAGAAAACUUGGUGUGUGGCUAAACCUUCAUCAGAAUCAAAAACAUUAGAAGAAAAUAUAAAUUAUGCAUGUUCUCAAGUGGAUUGUAGAAUAUUGCAAAAGGGUUGCACUUGUUUUUCACCAGAUAAUCUCAUGAACCAUGCUUCUAUUGCCAUGAAUCUUUAUUAUCAAUCUAAAGGAAGAAAUCAAUGGAAUUGUCACUUUGGUAAUUCUGCCUUAAUUGUCUUGACAGAUCCAAGUUAUGGCAGCUGUAUCUAUGAGUGAAGACAUGAUUAGGAUAAACACGAUUAGGAUAAGCAGCUAAAUUAAGAGGUCCAUUGUUAUUUAUUUUAUAAAAUGUGGUCAUGUAGCCCCC
This is a messenger RNA of Solanum verrucosum, 449 nucleotides long. Its product is annotated as glucan endo-1,3-beta-D-glucosidase-like. NCBI's taxonomy places the organism in Eukaryota, Viridiplantae, Streptophyta, Magnoliopsida, Solanales, Solanaceae. The record is from RefSeq and is a predicted model, not a curated record. Bases 20 to 358 code for a protein of 112 amino acids. The transcript is spliced from 4 exons.